AUUCAGUGGAUUUAAAGGGGGCGGGACCAUCUGACUCAUCAGAUGAGGAACUGAGCUGAGCCUGGUGUAAACUAGCUGGUUUGCAAGAGAAGCGCUGACAUGUGUGGAAUCUUUGCCUAUCUGAACUACCAUGUGCCACGGACACGCCGGGAGAUCCUGGAGAUCCUCCUCAAAGGCCUGCUUCGUCUGGAGUACCGUGGCUAUGACUCUGCCGGUGUUGGAAUUGAUGGAGGGAACGGCAAGGAAUGGGAGGCCAAUGCCCGGUCUAUUCAGCUGAUCAAGCAGUCCGGAAAAGUGAAGGCUCUUGACGAUGAGCUCACAAAGCAGCAGGACAUGGACAUGGACGUGGAGUUUGAUGUCCACCUUGGCAUCGCCCACACUCGCUGGGCUACCCAUGGUGCCCCCAGCCCUGUCAACAGCCACCCACAAAGGUCUGACAAGAGCAACGAGUUCAUUGUCAUUCAUAAUGGAAUUAUCACAAACUACAAAGACCUGCAGAAAUUCCUGGAGAGCAAGGGUUAUGAGUUUGAGUCUGAGACGGACACAGAGACCAUUGCCAAGCUGGUAAAGUACAUGUAUGACAACCGUGAGAGUGAAGACCUCAGCUUUGCUACUCUGGUGGAGAGAGUGACCCAGCAGCUGGAAGGAGCGUUUGUCCUGGUCUUCAAGAGUGUCCAUUACCCAGGAGAGGCUGUAGGCACCCGGAGGGGAGGUCCUCUGCUUAUUGGGGUGAAAAGUGACCACAAGCUGUCCACAGAUCACAUUCCUAUCCUCUACCGAUCAUCUGGUAAGGACAAGAAGGGCUGCCCCACCCUACCCAGGAUGGAGCAGGACACCUGCCACACGCUCUUCGCUGAGGAAAAGAAGUCUGUGGAGUACUACUUUGCCUCUGAUGCCAGCGCGGUGAUUGAGCACACCAACCGUGUGAUCUUCCUGGAGGAUGAUGACGUGGCAGCAGUGACGGCCGGACGGCUCACCAUCCACCGCAUCAAGCGUACAGCCGGAGACCACCCUGCCCGCGCCAUCCAGACCCUGCAGAUGGAGCUGCAGCAGAUCAUGAAGGGGAACUACAGCUCCUUUAUGCAGAAGGAGAUCUUUGAACAGCCAGAGUCUGUGGUCAACACCAUGAGAGGAAGGGUCAACUUCAAUGACAACACAGUAACCCUUGGUGGACUGAAGGAUCACAUUAAAGAGAUCCAAAGGUGUCGACGGCUCAUCCUCAUCGCCUGUGGCACCAGCUACCAUGCUGGGGUGGCGACUCGCCAGGUACUGGAGGAGUUGACAGAGCUGCCUGUUAUGGUGGAGCUGGCCAGCGACUUCCUGGAUAGAAACACACCAGUGUUCCGUGACGACGUCUGCUUCUUCAUCAGCCAAUCAGGCGAGACAGCAGACAGCCUGAUGGCCCUGCGCUACUGUAAGGAGAGAGGAGCCCUGACUGUGGGCGUCACCAACACAGUGGGCAGCUCCAUCUCCAGAGAGACAGACUGUGGGGUGCACAUCAACGCUGGGCCAGAGAUAGGAGUGGCCAGCACCAAGGCCUACACCAGUCAAUUUGUGGCUCUGAUCAUGUUUGCGCUGUUGAUGUGCGACGACAGGAUUUCCAUGCAGCCACGGCGACGUGAGAUCAUCCAGGGCCUGAGAGUUCUGCCAGAUCUGAUAAAGGAGGUGCUUAGUCUGGAUGAUGAGAUCCAGAGGCUGGCAGCAGAGCUGUACCAGCAGAAGAGUGUUCUCAUCAUGGGCCGAGGCUACCACUAUGCCACCUGCCUGGAGGGAGCUCUGAAAAUCAAGGAGAUCACAUACAUGCACUCAGAGGGCAUCCUGGCCGGGGAGCUGAAGCACGGGCCUCUGGCCCUAGUCGACAAGCUCAUGCCUGUCAUCAUGAUCAUCAUGAGAGACCACACCUACACCAAGUGUCAGAAUGCACUGCAGCAGGUGGUGGCCCGUGCGGGCCGACCCAUCGUGAUCUGUGACAAAGAUGACUACGAGACUGCCAAGAGCUCAAGCCGCACCAUCAAAGUGCCGCACUGUGUGGACUGUCUGCAGGGCAUCCUGAGUGUCAUCCCCCUGCAGCUGCUCUCCUUCCACCUGGCUGUGCUCAGGGGCUUUGACGUGGAUUGCCCAAGGAACCUGGCCAAGUCUGUGACUGUAGAGUGAAAUGCAUCCUUUUGAAGAUCCAAAAACCCAUUUCAGAAACUUUCCUGUUUUGUGUGUCAUUGCUCUUUUUAAUGCAAUUGUUACUCUGGUACACUAAACAUGUACUGUAUCUGUCUCUUUUCUCAAAACACACAUCUGAAGACAUUGUUACAUCAUAGAUAUGAUUUUUUUUUUUUGGGGGUCAGUGGUGGGAAGGGUUGGCAGUAAAUGUUGGCAUUUGGGUGCUACCAUGGGUUACUGGACUGUAGGCAGUUAAUGAUCCAACUGAAGAAAAGACUGAGCUGUAUCCAUUUUGGAUGAUACACUUCAGUGCUCAUAACUUAAAUGUUGGAUACUUGCUGCUGGUUUUACAUUUAAUUCAGCUGUUGUCAAGAGUCUGCACAUGAAAAUCUUACUGAAGUUACUGGUUAUUUUGGUGUUUCAUUGGUGCAAUAAUUUGGUUGGUUGAGAUCUGUUUUCUUUGGCAGCUAGAGAAACAUCUGUCGUUUUGAAAUGUUUAUCUGUUACGCUUGUGUGUGUUGAGUAAAUUAUUAAAGGGGCGGUGCAGUUAAGUCA
Molecule: messenger RNA, 2709 nt
Organism: Oncorhynchus tshawytscha (Chinook salmon)
Lineage: Eukaryota; Metazoa; Chordata; Actinopteri; Salmoniformes; Salmonidae
Product: glutamine--fructose-6-phosphate aminotransferase [isomerizing] 1
Exons: 19
Coding region: 100-2154 (684 amino acids)
Biological process (GO): fructose 6-phosphate metabolic process; carbohydrate derivative biosynthetic process; protein N-linked glycosylation
Molecular function (GO): L-glutamine:D-fructose-6-phosphate transaminase (isomerizing) activity; carbohydrate derivative binding
Source: RefSeq, a predicted model, not a curated record